Frankliniella occidentalis (western flower thrips) is the source of this 696-nucleotide messenger RNA. RefSeq names its product MIP18 family protein galla-2 (gene galla-2). The record is from RefSeq and is a predicted model, not a curated record. Gene Ontology annotation, biological process: iron-sulfur cluster assembly. Gene Ontology annotation, cellular component: cytosolic [4Fe-4S] assembly targeting complex. Lineage: Eukaryota; Metazoa; Arthropoda; Insecta; Thysanoptera; Thripidae. The transcript has 4 exons. The coding region runs from base 106 to 618 and encodes 170 amino acids.
GCAUUAGUCCAAGGCAAAACACAACAAAAGACGACACUCGUGAGAGAUAGGGUUAUAUUUUCGCUGAUUUUGCUGUCAAAUCUAAAAUUCGCGAAUUUGUGCAAAAUGACACCGAGCACUGGUGGUCCAGCCAUGGAAAAUCAGAAUCCAACUUUGUAUAAACGUGCUGCGGACAGGGAGAUAACGCCUGCGGAAUUGGAUAAUAAUGUUGUUGACCCAUUCGAUGCAAGAGAAAUAUUUGAUUUAAUAAGAAACAUCAAUGAUCCAGAGCAUCCUCUCUCAUUGGAAGAACUGAACGUAGUUGAAGAGCGGCUCUGCCUGGUUAACGACCAGCAGAAUACCAUUGAUGUAACCUUCACACCCACCAUCCCCCAUUGCAGCAUGGCUACAUUGAUUGGCCUGUGCAUUCGUGUGAAGUUAUUGCAUGCUCUUCCACCAAGAUUCAAGGUUACUGUAAAAAUUUCUCCUGGAGCACACGUUUCUGAGGCAGCCAUUAACAAACAGUUAGCAGACAAAGAGAGAGUUGCUGCUGCUUUAGAAAAUAGUCAUCUUAUUAAAGUCAUUAAUGAAUGCAUUUUUGCUGCUCCACCAACAUUUUCAAAAAUCAUUAGAAAUUAAGUCUGCCAUAAAUUGUUACCCAUCUUAAAUAUUUCUUCUUGUUUGUGUCAACUGAAUACAAGCCGCCACCACAGUUAA